This is a messenger RNA of Hevea brasiliensis (rubber tree), 2768 nucleotides long. Its product is annotated as vacuolar iron transporter homolog 2.1-like. Gene Ontology annotation, biological process: intracellular manganese ion homeostasis. Lineage: Eukaryota; Viridiplantae; Streptophyta; Magnoliopsida; Malpighiales; Euphorbiaceae. Gene Ontology annotation, cellular component: membrane. The coding region runs from base 1504 to 2406 and encodes 300 amino acids. The transcript has a single exon. The record is from RefSeq and is a predicted model, not a curated record. Gene Ontology annotation, molecular function: iron ion transmembrane transporter activity; manganese ion transmembrane transporter activity.
AAUAUAGGAACGUCUUAAUUAGGUUUUUAAAGAAAUAGAGACUACGUAGUUAAUUUGGAUGAAUUAUAGGGACCCGAUGAUAAUUUACCCUUUUUGAUAAGAAACUGACGUUGUUAUUAAAAGUUCUAACCUUUUCCCUUUAAUCCUCUGUUACACAAACGAACAAAAAGCUAUGACUCUUCAAAGUGGUAUGUCCAUGGGAUUUUUGAGUCGUCCAUUUUUAUUAACGUUAAUGAGCUUUAAGACGUUGAUUGCAUCAUUUGCAAAUGAUUAUGCUUAAAUGCCUGAUGAGCAUGUUAACUUUGGUAGAAUUACCUUGUUCAGGAAAGUGUUCAAUUGAUGUUUUGGCACAUGUCAAUUUUCAAUCGUGCGCUGGUGAUCCGUGGAAUGUGUGAUUUGAAGUUUGAAAUCCGUAAAAGGCUAGCUUUAAAUAAUUUACAUGGCAGCAAAUUAUUGUGACUUGUUCAUGACUAAUUCUUCAUGGAACAAAAACCAGUGCUCUAUUUUGACACAUGCUAUUUGGGUAUGGUUUAUUUAUUGUUAUCUUUCUACCAGACCAAGUUUUGGCACAUCAUUUUCAGAAAAAGACUAAAGUGAAUUUGGUUUCAAGUUAUUUUAUACAUUUGUUGGUGGGAAAUUUGAAGCAUCGAGGGCUUGGAAGGCAAUUAACUUGCUUAGCGGAAUACUGAGUAAACUGUUUCCGUGGUUAUUAAUAUUUGUUCUUUUAACUAAUGAGAGAAUUUUUAUGGUGCUUAGUGGCUGUGUGAUUGUGAAGGAAGGUUUUUCCUAUUACUUUACUCUGUUGAUGCUUCCCAUUCUGGCCUCUCAUUAUCUGCUGAAAUUUGUGCAUUUUUAAGUAAGGAUGAAAUUGCAUAGUUGAGUUACACACUUUGUGAAUUAUAGGACAUUUGAACAGGUUGAAAGACUAGCUUACAACAUGAACCUCUUGAAGAAGAGAGGACUUCUGAAGCAUAAUAAUUUUCGGCAAUCUAAUGACAGUUAGAAACACAAGAAUGCAUCAACCAAUGAUGGACUUAUCAAAAAGAAAAGAAUUUUCUACUUAUUUCCUUUCUGAUGGAUGUAAGAACUUAAAUACAAGCAUAUCGCUGGUAAGUUGGCUGCACUAUGGGUAUAAUUGCAGUAUGCCAGUGGUAGAAACAAACAUUUUGCCAAGCUUGAAAUGAAGAGACUUAGGAAGUUUCUCCGAUUGAAACAAAACAAGACGAGGGACCAAAAUUGUAGUACUGCUAGCGCUAAGUUUUGGUAUAAGAGAAGACAACAGGAUCCUAGACCUCAACGCUUGUAGGCCCUUAGGCAUCUUCAGUUGCUAUUUUCAAAGAAAAACCUGCUGGAGAAGAAUAUUAUUCUCACUCACAGCAUAUAUGUAUUGUAUAUUCAUAGUAUUUAUAGAAGUCACUCCACGUGCCUUGAGCGUGUCUCAACUUUGUUGCCACACUCCCCCAAAUUUCUGUUCCUAUAUUUAGAUCUCCAACUUUCUUUCCCAUGACUUCCCCUCAAAUAUCACAAACUUGUGCUGAACACAAGGUUGAAGAAGCUGAUCGUGAUAACAAAUAUCACAAGGCCAAAAGACUGCAACGAGCUCAAUGGCUUCGAGCAGCCAUUCUAGGAGCUAGUGAUGGUUUGAUCUCCACUACGUCACUUAUGCUUGGUGUAGGUACAGCAGAGGAAGAUGGACGAUCCAUGGUACUAUCUGGACUAGCUGGAGCUCUUGCAGGUGCCUUUAGUAUGGCUGUUGGGGAGUUUGUUUCUGUCUCAACACAGAGAGAUAUUGAAAAGGCUACUGUUUCUUACAGUGGUUCCAAAGAUAGCGAGCAUAAUGAUCUUGCGAUCAAGCUCGACAUCACUGCCACUCCGCCUAGCAUUGAUGAAGAAACCAGGCUUGGUGAGACUAACUUAACUGUGACCCCCUUGGAAAAUAUCCAGCACGGCACUGAGUCAAUAGAGAAAGCGUCGCCAAGUGUAGUCGAGCCAACUUUGCCUUCUACUGUGACUCCCGGGAGGUCUCCUACUCCUACGAUCAAACUUCUUAAAGAAGAUGCAAGGGGAAGUUCUGGUACAUCGCAUGAUGAUAACGGAGAGGAGGUGCUGAUCACAAACCCCUACAAGGCUGCAGCUGCCUCAGCUUUGGCUUUUUUGUGUGGGUCUUCUGUGCCGUUGUUGCCUGCCAUUCUUCUUACUCAAAAUGUUAUUAGGAUGGUGGUGAUUGCAGUGGUCACAUCAAUUGCUUUGGCUCUUUUUGGCAGCUUGGGAGCUUUUCUUGGAGGUUCAGCAGUUACGACUUCUGCAGUAAGAGUCCUGGUUGGUGGUUGGAUUGCCAUGGCAAUUACAUAUGGCUUGCUAAAGCCUUUCGACAGUGACGACAAGGGCAGUAACGCCACAGAAUGAUUCCGGCAUCAGACCUGUAUGAAUCUUCACAACCUACUGUGGCCAAGGAAAGGAGGGAUAAGCAAUUUUAUUUUGCUACAUAAAGCCAAAAGUGCUGAUACUUGCCGAAUAUAUAUUGUUUGACUCCUAUGUUUGUGUUCUAUGAUGUUAGGAACAUGAAUAUUCUCUUGUGGAAACUCCCCUAAAAAUAAAAAUGCUUCUUAGGAAGUGCGUGAGAGCUGAAUUUGCAUUAUGAGUUUCAUGUCUUUUUUUUUUUUUUUUCCCCUUUUUCUUUUUAUGUUUUAGUUUAGAAGUCGAUGUGGCAAACCUUUUCUUCAUUUCUCAAUUAAUAACAAUAAAGAAAGAAAGAAUCUUUGGAAGAA